Messenger RNA from Sceloporus undulatus (fence lizard), 5931 nucleotides. RefSeq names its product anoctamin 6 (gene ANO6). Gene Ontology annotation, molecular function: chloride channel activity; protein dimerization activity. Gene Ontology annotation, cellular component: plasma membrane. The transcript has 20 exons. Gene Ontology annotation, biological process: calcium activated phosphatidylserine scrambling; chloride transmembrane transport; calcium activated phosphatidylcholine scrambling. The record is from RefSeq and is a predicted model, not a curated record. Lineage: Eukaryota; Metazoa; Chordata; Lepidosauria; Squamata; Phrynosomatidae. Bases 150 to 2894 code for a protein of 914 amino acids.
AGAGGAGAGGAGAGCUUUCCUUUCCGCCUGAGCUGAAGGACUCUCCUCAGCCAGGCUCCUGGGAGCCUCUGGGCAUCCCUCUUUCCCUGCCUUGCCUUUCUUGGUCCUUGCCUCCCUUUCCUUAAGGAAAGGAGGCAUUUCUGGGAAGGAUGAACAUGGAGAACCAGGACGUGUUGCUGGAAGUGGAGGAAGGAGAAGAAGAAGGAGGAGAGGAGGAGGAAGAGGAUGGGGAGACCGUCAUGGAAGAACUGGAACAAACUAUUAUUCCCAGCUAUGGAGCUGUACCCAGCCAGCAGGCACUACACAUGCCAGAAUGGGCUGAGUUUAAUUUGAAACCUGAUUCACUGUACUUCAAUGAUGGCCAGAGAAGAAUUGACUUUGUUUUAGUAUAUGAAGAUGAGAGUAAAAAAGAAAGUCAUAAGAAGAGCUUCCAUAGAAAGCAAAUGAGAAAGAGGCAAGCAUAUGAGUCUAAUCUGAUCAGCCGUGGCUUACAGCUUGAAGCAACAAGGUCGGUCAUGGAUGAAAAGUGUGUAUUUGUAAAAGUGCAUGUGCCUUGGGAGGUCCUGUGCCGAUAUGCUGAGAUCAUGCACAUCCGAUUGCCCUUGCAGCCCAAUGAUCUGAAAACCCAUGAUUCAGCAUUUAGCUGGAUUAGUAAAUUCUUCCGUGUGGAUGAAGAAAUCAUCAAGCCAGAGCAAGACUUUUUUACUGCUCCAUUUGAAAAUGACCGUUUAUCAGAUUUUUAUAUUCGUGACAAAGAUACAUUCUUCAAUCCAGCAACAAGGAGCCGAAUAGCUCACUUUAUCCUUUGUCGUGGAGAAUAUGCUAUAAGAGACAAUGUGAAAAAGUUUGGGAUUAAUAAAUUACUGGACUCUGGGAUCUACAAAGCAGCUUUUCCACUCCAUGAUUCAAGAUUCAACUAUCAAUCACAGGACCCCACCUGCCCAAAUGAACGGUACCUGUUAUAUAGGGAAUGGGCCCAUCCUCGAAAUAUUUUCAAAUUGCAACCCCUGGAUCUUGUAAGGAAAUAUUAUGGUGAAAAAAUUGGGAUCUAUUUUGCUUGGCUUGGAUUCUAUACUCAGAUGUUACUCCUAGCAGCAGUAGUUGGACUUGGAUGCUUUUUGUAUGGAUAUUUCACCAAGGACAAUUGUACCUGGAGCCAAGAAGUAUGUGACCCUAACAUAGGAGGAAACAUCAUCAUGUGUCCACAAUGUGAUCAAGAAUGUACCUACUGGAAUCUCACAAUUACCUGUGAAUCAUCCAAGAAGCUGUGUAUAUUUGAUAGCUUUGGAACACUAGUGUUUGCAGUAUUUAUGGGAAUAUGGGUUACUCUGUUUCUGGAGUUUUGGAAACGGCGACAGGCUGAGCUGGAAUAUGAAUGGGACACUGUUGAAUUCUUAGAACAGGAAGAACAAGUGCGGCCAGAGUAUGAAGCAAAAUGCCGUCAUGUAGUAAUGAAUGAAAUCACACAGCAAGAAGAGCAUGUUCCAUAUACAGCCUGUGGAAAGUGUGUAAGAAUGACCUUCUGUACAAGUGCAGUUUUAUUCUGGAUUCUGCUCAUUGUUGCCUCAGUUAUUGGCAUCAUUGUUUACAGACUUUCUGUUUUUCUGGUAUUUUCUGCAACACUCCCUAGACAUAUCAAUGGAACAGAAGCAAUCCAGAAGUACCUGACUCCACAAGCAGCAACCUCAGUGUCUGCUUCCAUCAUCAGCUUUAUAAUAAUUAUGAUUCUGAAUAUGGUCUAUGAGAAAGUAGCAAUCAUGAUAACUGACUUUGAACUACCAAGAACACAGACAGAUUAUGAAAAUAGUCUGACUACAAAGAUGUUUUUAUUCCAAUUUGUCAACUAUUAUUCUUCAUGCUUCUACAUUGCAUUCUUCAAGGGUAAAUUUGUAGGAUAUCCGGGUGACCCAGUUUAUUGGCUAGGAAAAUAUAGAAAUGAAGAGUGUGAUCCAGGUGGAUGUCUUCUCGAACUUACAACACAGCUGACAAUAAUAAUGGGAGGCAAAGCAAUCUGGAAUAACAUUCAAGAAGUGCUUCUACCGUGGCUUAAGAACCUGAUUGGAAGAUGCUGCUCAGCUAAUCGGUCAGAAAAGAUUCUCCCACGCUGGGAAGAGGACUACCAUCUGCAGUCCAUUGGCAAACUUGGAUUAUUUUAUGAAUAUCUUGAAAUGGUUAUACAGUUUGGAUUUGUCACCUUAUUUGUGGCAUCAUUCCCACUGGCACCCCUUCUGGCUCUCGUUAACAAUCUUCUGGAAAUUCGUGUGGAUGCCUGGAAGAUUACAACACAAUUCAGACGCAUUGUUCCCCAGAAAGCUCAACACAUAGGAGCAUGGCAGCCAAUCAUGCAAGGAAUUGCUUUACUUGCAGUGGUGACAAAUGCAAUGAUCAUUGCUUUUACUUCUGAUAUGAUCCCACGUCUUGUGUAUUACUGGUCAUUUUCAAUCCCUCCGUAUGGAGAUCAUAGCAGCUAUACCAUGAAGGGCUACAUAAAUAAUACACUCUCAGUCUUUGCUGUAUCAGACUUCAGAAAUGAAAGCAAGCCAGCUUUUCAUCCCAGAUUUGCCAACCAAACAACAUGCAGAUACCGGGAUUUCCGAUAUCCUCCUGGACAUGAACAUCAAUAUGAACACAAUAUCUAUUACUGGCAUGUUAUUGCAGCCAAGUUAUCAUUCAUUAUUGUCAUGGAGCAUAUCAUCUACUUUGUGAAAUUUGUUAUUUCAUACAUCAUCCCAGAUGUGUCAAAGAAAACCAAAAGCAAAAUUAAACGAGAGAAAUAUCUAAUACAGUUGCUGCUGCAUGAGAAUCCUCUAAAUGUUAUGAAGAAAAAUAUGGGGAGCAUCGCUGACAAAAUCCUGAAAGGAACAGAUAACACCCUUCGACCAAAAUAUGAAUAAAGAUGUGAUACACCAACAGUGGGGGAUUUAGUGAUGUGUGAAUGUUUCCACCAAAACAAACAAACAAGGCUGGACCUAAGGCAUGAGACAACAUAACUUAAAGAGAAGAAAUGAAGAAUUAUAACAUUUACAGAAAAGAUCUCAGGUUCUUCAGCUCAGAAUGUUACAUGAGGUUUAGAGUCAUCAUUCAGCAGACCUGCCAUCUCAAGCCAGCUGUUUUAUGUAUACACACACAAAUAUUAUUUAACGUUAACUUUUUCCUCUUGAUGGAAUUCUGGUUGAUUUCUGUGAACUAGUUUGCCAAACCGUUAAACCAAAGCAGACACUUUCUUUUUGACAAAGAUCUUCUCUAUUUCUUUAACUCAGUUCUCUUAAUUGUUUUUUGCAAAUGCUCCUUUUUUUGUGUGGCACUUAGUCCAUUUUUUUUCCUGAUGUGUUUGUUGUGGGAUGAAUGCCAGGGGAGAAUUUCUAGGGAGUUUUCUAUCUUGGCUAAUACUAUAGAGGGAAACCAAAUAGUCCUAGCAAACAAUGUUGUUGUUGUGUGCCUUCAAAUCAUUUCCAACUUAUGGUGGCCCUGAACCAUGGGGUUUUCUUGGCCAGAUCUGUUCAGAGAGGCUUUGCCUUCCUCUGAUGCUGAGAGAGUGUGACUUUCCCAAGAUCACCCCGUGUGUUUCCAUAGCUGAGGGUGAUUCAGAACUUGGUCCACAGAGUCAGAGUACAGUGCUCAAACCACUACACCAAACUGGUUCAUUCUCCCCCCCCCCCCCCAAUCUGUCUGUCUCCUUACCAUUUUCUUAUUCCUAAGAGAUUUAUAGGGGAGCUGAACACUUGCCCGAGAGAGACAUUCAAAGUGACCCAUCCAGGCCAGGUGUGGGUACAGUUGAAUGAUCUGACCACUCACCUGGCAAAGAAUGUAAGAUUGAUAUGCAUUGUACCAUCAACACAGAGACAUCACAUUUAUGAACUGAGAGGGAACUCUCUGAAAGUAGAUAUCCAAAUACUCAACAAGGAAAUUUUUUAAUACUGAGCAUAUUUCCAGUUCAACCAAAAUGAUUUCUCCCAUCAUGAUUUCUAGAUUGGCCAAGCCUGCUGUAGAUACCUGUCUUCAGCCUGAUGCUGCAUGUUGCACUUUUGACACCAGAAUCCAGCUCAAAAGCUUCUGGGGAUUUAGCUUUCGUUAUACUUAUGUGCUUCCCCAACCUUUCCAGUGUAGUAACUGACAACACCACAUCAGAGAUAGCAACUGGAAGGCAAAAAUGGCAUAGCUAUCAUGGGUGUGUGCAUUAGCACUCAUUAACACCGCUUUGGAAUCUUUAUUUCCCUUCAUGCAAUUUUUUGCUUCUCUCCAUUAUUAUUUGCUUAAAAUAAGGUUUGUUCAUGCAAGUGAACACAAGCACCCAUGGAAUUAUGAUGAAUAGCUCAGUAAGGACAAGAGUCUUUCUUAUGACAAUAGUAUACCAGCAACAUGGGAUGGCCAGCCUACAGUGUUUUAUUACAAGUUCAUGAAGAACUUGCUCAUGUUGGAAAAGGCAUCAGUUCUCACAACACUGAAAGCCUUGGCAUAAGAUUCUGAUUUAUCUACUAAAGGUUAUAAAUAGUGAUGCACUCAGUUUAGAGUAUUUGACAGCAAUAUUUCCUUUAUUAAGCUGCUUUUGCAAGAAAUUGUUUCAUCUAUUGAUUAUUAUGACCAAGCAUGAUCUGCAGGUCUGACCACUAAUGAUUUGUUCUGACAUUUAAAUAAAGUAGCAGCACAGUCCUGUGAAUGUUUAUUCAGAAAUAAGGCCCACUGAGUUCAAUAAGUCAUGCUACCAGGUGAGAGUGUAGGAUUGUCCUCAUUGAUUGAGAUUCUGUUGAACACUGCUGGUUGUAACUGUCUUCUGAAUUCUGUAAUUUCUUUAGUGCUGAGGAGUACCACAGUGGCUGUAGUGGAAAGACUCUCAAGCACUAUCUAGCUGCAGCUUUGCAGCUGGGAGACUGCAGAUUUUGGAGCUUCAGGAGACUAGCCACCCCUUUCUUCCCAGCUGCAAAAAGUAAAGACAAAUAGUAUGCAGAAGUUAUCUCUUCACUACCCUAGUUAUUCAUUAGAUGUGAGAGUGCAAAGUAUCUCCUUCCACAAUUACUAAAAAAGCAUUAUGCAGAUAUGAUGGAAGAUUAAACUAGCAUUUGUCACUAAUAGAAUUCUAGCCUUACACUACAAUCCUGUAACACCUAUGUAGUAAAAACAAUGGAUCAUACAUCAGUAGAAAUUUUAAACUCAAACUUUUUUAUGUGUUUCUAGUAUCCAUUGAUUCUCUGGAUAACUAUAAGAUAUAAGACAAUAUGGUUAACUUUACCUGUUUUAUAUAUGUGUGUAAUGAAGAUAUUCUGAAAGUGGUUUAUUAAUGCAAAGUUAUCUAUUAUGAAGUACAGUGAGUAAUUAAUCUGUUGGUGCAGUGCCAUUUUGUUUUAAUCAUGCUAUUGGAAAUGAAUAUUGAUAUAAUAUUUGCAUGUAGAUAAUGUUCCAUACUUCUAUAUGUUCUUCAGGGCAGCUUGAUAUGUGUAUUCUUAGCUUGGGGAAAGUAAGAUUAAAGAGUGAUAUGAUAAUCAUCUUUCAAUAUCUAAAGAGAUGUCAGGUAGAAGGUGAAGCAAGAUUGUUUCUUGCUGCUUCGGAGACCAAUCCAUGGAUUCAAAUUAAUGAAAUUCCACCUAAACAUUUGGAAGAGCUUCCUGGCAAUAAAAGCUAUUUGACAGUGGAACAGAAGAUACUGAACUCUCCAUCUUUGGAGGUUUUUACCUACAGAUUGCAUGAACAUUGUUUGGACGUGGUUUAGCUGUGGAUUACUGCACAGCAGAAGGUUGCACUAAAUGGCUCUUGAGAUCCCUUUCAACACUGAUUCUGUAAUAAAUAUAUAACUAUAAGGUAGAAUAAGAUUUAAUGUUGGGUGCAAUGUAGCUUUUAGGAUUUCAUGUUUGCUCAAUGAUUAAAUUCUGAUCACCCAAAUUUUUGGUUCUACCCAGUAUUUCACAGAGUUCCACAGAAACCCAUGAGAAUGCACAU